AUGACUGAGAUCAAUUUAGGAACAACAGCAGAUAUGCAUGUUCAUCUCAGAGAUGGACCAAUGUGCAAGCUCAUCACACCAACCGUCCACUCGGGAGGGAUAUCCAUUUGCUACGUGAUGCCCAAUUUGGUCCCACCAAUCACUACAAAGCAACAAGUAAUAGACUACCACGCCAAGCUCACCUCGAUUGAACCAAAGACAACAUAUCUCAUGUCGUUUUACCUCUGCAAAGACUUGACCCCGGAAUUGAUCGAAGAAUGCAAGGAUAUAAUCCACGGAGUCAAGUGCUACCCCGCAGGAGUCACCACCAACUCGAAGUUUGGCGUUGACCCCAACGAUUUUUCGAUUUUUUACCCGCUUUUUGCCAAGAUGCAAGAGUUGGGCAUCGUGCUCAAUUUGCAUGGUGAAAAACCAGGCAACAGAGAGGAAGAUGAAAUCAACGUGAUAAACGCCGAACCAAAAUUUCUUCCCGCGUUGCGCCAACUCCACCAGGAUUUCCCCAAGCUAAAAAUCAUCUUGGAGCAUUGCACAACUCAUGAAGCCAUUGAGUUGGUGCGUGAGUUAAACAGCGGUAAAAAUAAAAAACUGCAUUCAGAUGAUGGUGGCGAUGACGAAAUUUACGUGGCUGCCACCAUUACCGCUCAUCAUCUAUACCUCAUCAUCGAUAACUGGGCCGGCGAUCCCAUCAACUACUGCAAACCAGUUGCGAAAUUCCAAAAGGACAGAAGAGCUCUUAUUGACGCAGCAACUUCUGGUGAACCUUGGUUCUUUUUCGGUUCGGACUCAGCGCCUCACCCAAUCCACAAGAAGCAGGUUCAUGUCGGCGUGUGUGCAGGUGUAUACACGCAAUCCAACGCUGUCAGCUAUGUUGCUGAAAUCUUUGAUAGGCAAGACAAACUAGACAAUUUGGCCAAGUUUGUGGCGAAAAACGGCAUCAGCUUUUACGGGUUGAGUCAAGAGAUUUUGAAUAAGCAUAAAGGUGAACUGUGUUGGUUGGUGGAGAGGAAAAACAACGUGCCUGAGCUCAUUGGAAAUGGCGAUGUCAAUGUUGUGCCUUUCAAAGCUGGCACGGAAUUGAAGUACGCUGUUGAGUGGAGGAAAAACUGA
Lodderomyces beijingensis is the source of this 1107-nucleotide messenger RNA. The record is from the annotation of a GenBank genome assembly. NCBI's taxonomy places the organism in Eukaryota, Fungi, Ascomycota, Pichiomycetes, Serinales, Debaryomycetaceae.